Phragmites australis (common reed) is the source of this 3124-nucleotide messenger RNA. Its product is annotated as protein ROLLING AND ERECT LEAF 2-like. The transcript has 8 exons. The coding region runs from base 459 to 2819 and encodes 786 amino acids. Lineage: Eukaryota; Viridiplantae; Streptophyta; Magnoliopsida; Poales; Poaceae. The record is from RefSeq and is a predicted model, not a curated record.
CUCUAUUGUUUGCAGUCGGCACCGCACCUGCCCACCGUCUUCGAAGCUUCUCUUCUCCUGUCCUCCCCUCGCCACCCCACGAGCCCAGCGACGAGUUCGACGUGCCCCAGCGCAGUCCGGGCGACCCAGCGAGGGUAUCAGUGGAGAGUGGGGGUGGGUGACUGGUUCUGCGCCGCGAGGAACUUGGGGAAUUGUGCUGCGGACAUUGGACUGAGUUAGUUCUACUCACUAUUUGGAUGAAUGGUUGGUCGGAGAAUUGAGCGUGCCUGGAAUUAACUCAGUUGAGAUUAGUCUCUUGCUGUUAGAGAGUUCCGAUGAGACCAAUGAAGAAUUCUGAAUAAGCCCGAAGGGAAAAAGUUAUACUGCCUGUGCUUUGUUUCCCACCAAAACAGCUUCCCUCGAUACUAGCAUUGAUCUCCUGUAAAAUUUGUUUGGCAUUGAGGGUGGUGCACUUUACAAUGGGUUCACGAUCAAAGAAUGAAGAUGACAAGGCCCUUGUCUUGUGCCAGGAAAGAAAACGAUUUGUUAGAGAAGCUCUUGAUGGAAGAUGUGCUUUUGCAGCUGCUCACUUUUCUUAUAUUCAGUCAUUGAGGCACACAGGAUUUGCUUUGAGAAAAUUCGUAGAGCCUGAAGUGCCAACAGAUUCUUCAUUGUACACAUCAACAUCUGCCACACCGGAGCCUCCUACCAUUAGGCAGAAAUCGACGAACCUAUCUCCAUCCUUUCCACAUCAUGCUAAUGACUCUUUCUCCCCAGUUCCAUCCCCUUUAUCUUCAGGGCGUUUCCAUGUCAAUCAUAUGAAAGCCAGGGGGAAUUCAGUGACAACUGUUGAGAAGGUGCCUGUUCCUGUAACAGCAACUCUGCAAACAUCUUCCCCUGUUCGUAGACACGCUGUCCAUGAUCUGGAUGAUAGUUCUACAUUCGAAGCUCCUCCAGGGACACCACCAUGGGACUACUUUGGCCUUUUUCAACCUGUUGAGAACCAAAUCUCAUUUGACAAUGAGAAGGAACUUGGUCAUGACUUUGAGAAUGCUGAUGAUAUUAGGCGUCUUCGGGAGAAGGAGGGGAUCCCAGAUCUUGAAGAGGAAGUGGAGAAGUCUCCUGCCCAUCUUGAUGAUAAUAGGCACCUAGGAGAGGAGAAAGCUCUGGAUUUCAAAGAUGUUGAGAAAUCUCCUAUGAAUGGAGGGGAGGAUGAUCUUGCAUUUUCAGAAGAUGAUUUUGACAAUCCAACGUCUGAAUCUUUAGUGCGGAUGUUCAAGAAUCGCAAUGAUGCGCUUGUUGGAAAUACUGCAACAGAUCAAUCACCUGCACAUCUUGCUUCAGAAAAGGUAGGUUUGGAAACUAUUGAUUCUCAAACUGAAAGUGAAAGGCCAAAAGGUGACACGAAGGUGCUGGACAUUAGCAUGUAUGAAUCUGAUGAAACUCCUGUGGUGAGCCCUGUGAAAGAAGUUGCAUCUUUGAUUGCUCCUCCUGUGAACGGGAAAUCAAAGGAACCUUUUCGUGAUACCAGAAAUAUGGCAAGGGACUUAAAUUCAUGCAUGAAGGAGGUUGAAAUGUUAUUUAUCAAGGCAUCUGAUUCUGGAAAAGAAGUCCCAAGGAUGCUCGAAGCAGAUAAAGUCCAUUUUCGCCCUUUACUACCGGAAGAAAAAGCGCCUGGAUCAACAGCAUCAGGUUUUUUCGGAACACUCUUUGCUUGUUGCAGGGAGGAAGUCCCUGUUCCACAGUCCCCUCCUCAGGCUGAAGUGAAGUACCUUACCUGGCAUAGAUCAAUGUCUUCACUUUCGUCAUCAUCUAGAAAUCCUCUUGGGACAAUAUCAAAAGAUGACACUGAUGGUUUCACUGGAAAUAUCUUUGGUAGCAUAUACAUGAAUGCUGGCAGUCAUGCCUCCACACUGGACAGGUUGUAUGCAUGGGAGAGAAAGCUUUAUGAUGAAGUUAAGGCGAGCAGUGCAAUUUGCAGGCAAUAUGACGAGAAAUGUAGGCAACUGAGGCACCAGGAAUCAAGAGGAGAAAGCCAAAUGAGUAUUGAUAAAACCCGUGCUGUUGUGAAGGAUUUGCGCUCCAGAAUUGUAGUGGCCAUUCAGAGAAUAGACAUGAUUUCUAAGAACAUAGAGGAUCUAAGGGACAAUGAGCUUCAACCACAGCUAGAGGAAUUAAUUGGAAGCUUAACUUGCAUGUGGGCAACAAUGCUUGAGUGUCACCGGCAUCAACACGAGAUUAUUAAGCUAGUAUACAACAGUGGCAACAUGAAGGUCUUAAUUCGGUCGGAAUCACAGUUCCAAGCAACUCUACUCCUCCAGGUGGAGCUAAACACAUUAUGUUCAAACUUCCAGAAAUGGAUAGCAUCCCACAGAUCGUACAUGCAAAGCCUAAAUUCAUGGUUGCUCAAGUGUGUGAAGUCAUUACAGGGGAAGAGGAAGAGUUCCAGGAAGAAGAAGAUUGAAGCUGAUCCAAUAACAAAGUAUGCUGUUGCGCCCAUAUUUAAGACCUGUGAGAGCUGGAUAAAGUUAUUGGAUGACUUACGAACCAAGGACUUGGAGGAUGCUAUUAGAGGCCUUGCUGCAGAUAUAGCCCAUUCCAUGCCAUGCCAGGAGAGGCGACGCCGUAGUUCAAAGCUGAUGUUCUCAUUAUCCCAUAGUGGAAGAUUAAAUGGCGAGAUGGGGGGAAUCCACAGGAAUGAUUCUCCUACCGAUUUACAAUCAAGUUUGGAGAUAUUUCUAGGGAAGCUUGAAUCUUUUUCGAGUAAAUCAUUGCAGAAGUAUGAGGGUCUCGAAGAGGAAAUUAAGAAUGCAAAGAAAAAGUAUGAGGAAUGGAAGUAGCUUUGGCACAGGCAGACCAGUGGCUCUAAUUUCCGGAACAAAACAUAAUUAGUCAUCUAGAGAUGGAUAAGUAAAUCGUCCAGGUGUAUAUGUUUGUUGAAAUAAUAGGCAUAAAUUCAUUUUUUUAAAGUUGCAGGAUACGACUAGAUGGGAGAGGAUAAAAUUUUUAGAUCUCUGUCUAGUGCUAUGCUGCCUUAAUCUGCGGUUGUAAAUGUGAGGCGGCGGUAAUUAAAGUGCAAGUUGUGGGGAUAAGAUGUACAUUCAUCCUGGGGUUAUAUCAGUAUAUGAGGUAUCCUUAUUCUUCA